GGCAAAGGCUCUUCUUUCUUCCGUGGCUCGGGCAGCCGUGGGCAGAGCCAACCCGGAGGAGAAUGGCGUCCCGGUCAGCGUCCGCCGCUCGUUCCCACGACCCGGCCACCUACUUCCGAAGGACCAGACCGUUUGUAGUGUUGCUGAUCGUGGGCUGGAUGCUGUACUACGGCUGUGCUGUCUUGGCACCUUCAAGAAUCCCCUAUGAUAGUCUGGGUCCAUUAGGAAGAUUGACACGAUAUCUGCAGGAGAACCACAAAACUCUUUUCAAUGUAGGAUAUGCGGUGGCUUGGUUACUUCAUAUCGGUGAAGCGUUUUUGAGUAUCUGGUUAUGCAAUAAGAAAGGCAUCACGGACAGCAAGACGCAGCUUCGGUGGUUCAUUCAAACGUUGGUGUGUGGCAUCUGUUCAUUUUAUUUUCUGCUGGUUUACAAGCCACCCAAGAAAACCCAAUGAAGAAUUGGAACUGGAAAAGGAAACAGAAACGGGAUGAUAUUGCCCUUAACACGGAUCUCUCCGUAUUUUGGCAUUUGACUGAAAAAAGCCACCCUUUGGUUUUGGGGCACCCUGGUGAUAAACUUGUAAGUUGAUAAAGCAGAAAUCACAUUUUAAAUCGGGCCACUGUCUGAAUUUGGUGGUCUAAAAGGCAGAAAAACUUUGGGGCAUUGGGUUGGAUGUGGCAGGUUUUAUUUUCAAGGGCAUAAGAGGAAGAAAGCAACAUAAAUGCUCUAACUACAGGUAGUCGUCGACUUACAACCACAAAUGUGGUGCCAUGUCCCCAGCGGAUCCUGGUCAGAGGAGGAGGAGGAGGAGUUUGAACCAGGACCGUCCGACAGGGAUGGCACGUCUCCCUGGGAAUGUUUGGAGAGGCCAGGGGGCUGAGGACGAUGCUGUCCCAGGCCCCUGAGGCAUUGGGGGAGGUUGUUAACCAGACGGGGAGCUGCCUGCCCUUAGAGACAGACAGUGGUGCUGAUAGGCAGCAGAUCCCCUUUGAUAAGGAACAGCUGCCUCCCCCAUUUGAUCCAAGGGCACGAAGAAUAGAGCAGAGGCAAGCCCAAAGGAGGUCUGCGAGGCUGCUUAGAAGAAGGUCACCCCGCCCCUCCUCAUAAGGACCUGCCUCAGCUAUCUUCUCAGGAAAGCAUGACUCUCAAAUGGUACUUUUACUGAGAGAAGCAGUUGCAGAGAAAUAAGUCAGGCAGAGUCUGCAGAUUCCCAUGCAAAGUGUUAAGCUAAUUUCCCUUGUUCAACUCUCACCCGGGGCCCCAUGUCUACCAGAUCCUGCAAAGGUGUUCUGAGAACUUUGAGGCAGGAUGGUGAUAACAAGUCAUCCUCGGGGUGUCGCAGCCUUGGGUAACGGGCUGGAAUCGGCUGGGAGGGAAUCCAUCCUGAUGGCCCAGUUCCCUUCUCUAAUUCCCAUGCGGUUACAGCAAAAGCGAAAGCAUUCAAAGCAAUCGGCCCCAAGAAGCAUGCCCCCUCCCCUUCAGGAUGUCAGCUUUGCAGCAAAAACCUGACAUAACACGUGUCGGUUGACUUAAGCCAGAAGCUGGGGGAAUUUGUCUUUCUCAGGAACAAUUGUUUUGGUUUACGCUCCCCGGGCUUUGGAAAAACUCAGCCUUGACUGGUGUUUCUGCCUGUGCCUUUGCCUUGUGGACUUGCCUUGUCCUGUGGACCUUAACUCUGGAC
Pantherophis guttatus is the source of this 1682-nucleotide messenger RNA. NCBI's taxonomy places the organism in Eukaryota, Metazoa, Chordata, Lepidosauria, Squamata, Colubridae. The record is from RefSeq and is a predicted model, not a curated record.